AUGCCCGAGAACAGCUCCUUCUCCAACUGCUGCGAGCCCGACGGGCGGGCCGUGCGCCCGGGCUGGCCCGGGGCUGGCGGCGCGCGGCCCUCCGGCACCCCCCGGCCUCCCUGGGUGGCGCCCGCGCUGGCCGCCGUGCUUAUCGUCACCACCGCGGUGGACAUCGUGGGCAACCUCCUGGUCAUCCUCUCGGUGCUCAGGAACCGCAAGCUCCGGAACGCAGGUAAUUUGUUCCUGGUGAGUCUGGCAUUGGCUGACCUGGUGGUGGCCUUGUACCCCUACCCCCUAAUUCUUGUGGCCAUCUUCCAUGAUGGCUGGGCCCUGGGGGAAGUGCAUUGCAAGGCCAGUGCCUUCGUGAUGGGCCUGAGUGUCAUCGGCUCCGUCUUCAACAUCACCGCCAUUGCCAUUAACCGCUACUGCUGCAUCUGCCACAGUGUGGCCUACCACCGGAUCUGCCGGCACUGGCACGCCCGCCUCUACAUCUGCCUCGUCUGGCUGCUCACUGUGGUGGCUCUGGUGCCCAACUUCUCUGUGGGGUCCCUGGAGUACGACCCGCGCAUCUACUCCUGCACCUUCAUCCAGACAGCCAGCGCUGAGUACACGGCUGCAGUGGUGGUCAUCCACUUCUUCCUCCCCAUCGCCGUCGUGUCCUUCUGUUACCUGCGCAUCUGGGUGCUGGUGCUCCAGGCUCGCAGGAAGGUCAAGUCAGAGAACAAGCUGCGCCUGAGGUCCAGUGACGUCCGGAGCUUUCUAACCAUGUUCCUGGUGUUUGUGAUCUUCGCCAUCUGCUGGGCCCCACUCAACUGUAUUGGCCUCGCUGUGGCCAUCAACCCGGAAGAAAUGGCUCCCCAGGUCCCAGAGGGGCUCUUUGUCACUAGCUACUUCCUGGCUUAUUUCAAUAGCUGCCUUAAUGCCAUCGUCUAUGGGCUGCUGAACCAGAACUUCCGCAAGGAAUACAAGAACAUUGUCUCAGCCUUCUGGAAACCACGGCACUGCUUUCAGGACACCUCCAAGGGGAGCCAGGCUGAGGGGCAGCAGAACCAAGCUCCACCUGUUGUUAAUGCCCUGCACCCCAUCCAGGCAGACGCUCUGGAGCCUGAACAAACUCAUGAAAUGGUGGGAGUGAGUCUGCUCCAAGGGUGAGGUCAAGCGGCCUGCUGGGCCAUGCUGUCCUGUUUGCAUGACAGUACACGGCACGUGGAACUUCAUCCUGUGGACCAGAAGCACAUUAGCACCUUUGGUUCCUGCUGGUCAGGGGAAUGCCUACAGGUACUGGCUGCCACAUCCUAGUGAGCCUGGCACUGGACCAGGCAGACACUCUCCCAGUGGUGCACUGGGGGCUUGGUAUAUGCAAGGACUGAGGAAGGAACAGGAUAAGAAAAGGCCUGGGCAGAAAAGGGCAGUUCUUUUCAUGGGCUGCCCUCUCAUCCUCGUGCUUUGGCCUCCUUGCUGCUUUCUUUCUUUCCCCCGAGGGGCGGCAGGAAUGGAUUUCUUCCUGUUAGCAAGGAUGAAAGCGCAAGCUCUUCAGUGCUGGAAGGUUUUUGAGGAUGAACAAGGGGCCAACAAAAUGAGAGACUUGAGGAAAACCCAGGACACCGGGCCAGAUACAUACUCACGUGGAAUCACCUCACUUUUUGGGCGUGAGUUGAAAGAAAGACAAUUUCACUUUAAUGUGUGGGAACUCUCCAUCCUUUACCUCCACGUCUCUGGACUAUCUGGUCAAAGGUACCACCUUGCACCUUCCUCCUCCUCUGUAUUAGUUUGCUGCAGCUGCCAUAGGAAAGUACCACAGAGUGGGUGUCUUAGUCAAGAGGAAGUCGGGUUCCUACCUUCAGAAUGUUUGAAGCUAGUGUUGGACAGAAUCUAACUAAAGCUGCAACAAAGACUAGACCCAGGUAACCAGAGGUUAGAUUAAGGCAGACCCCGUGCUAGACACCUGAUGGGAGAACGGGUGUGUCCUUUCCUGGGGAUACAUGAUUUCCAUUUCAGUUUUGACUAUUCGUUUCACAAAGUGGCUGGCACACAAUAAAAAAACAUUAUGAGACAUGCAAAGAGGAAAGGAAAUGCGACCCCAGGAUGAGAGAAGAAUCAUCAAUAAAAGGAGACCUAAAGAUUAUGCAAAUGUUCAAAUUAGAAGAUAAGGACUUUAAAAUAACUGUGAAAAAUAUGUUCAAGGAUGUAGCAGAAAAGGUGGACAGCAUAUGUGAUGGGAGUUUUAGUAUAGUAAUGAAAACUGUGUUU
Molecule: messenger RNA, 2241 nt
Organism: Equus quagga
Lineage: Eukaryota; Metazoa; Chordata; Mammalia; Perissodactyla; Equidae
Gene: MTNR1B
Product: melatonin receptor 1B
Exons: 3
Coding region: 1-1143 (380 amino acids)
Biological process (GO): G protein-coupled receptor signaling pathway
Cellular component (GO): membrane
Molecular function (GO): melatonin receptor activity
Source: RefSeq, a predicted model, not a curated record